Messenger RNA from Phaeoacremonium minimum UCRPA7, 1143 nucleotides. Its product is annotated as putative alpha-ketoglutarate dependent xanthine dioxygenase protein. Gene Ontology annotation, molecular function: oxidoreductase activity. The record is from RefSeq and is a predicted model, not a curated record. NCBI's taxonomy places the organism in Eukaryota, Fungi, Ascomycota, Sordariomycetes, Togniniales, Togniniaceae. The transcript is spliced from 2 exons. The coding region runs from base 1 to 1143 and encodes 380 amino acids.
AUGCCUCACUCCACGGCUUCACAGGUCAAGGUUGAGCCUCUUUCCCUACCGGAGGGCUCCCAGAUCAAGUUCGGCGCUGCCGUUUCAAAUGUUGAUAUUGAGAAUAUCACUGAUGCCGACUUUGAUGUGAUCCGUGAUGCUCUCUUCCACAAUCAGGUUCUUGUCUUCAAGAACCAGGGACAUGUCUCGCCCAAGGCGCAGUUCGAGCUCACUCAGCGCUUCGAUCCCAAGGCCGACUCCUAUGGCCAUGGAAAGACUCUCGAUGCCAAGCGUAGCAUCUUGCACCCUGACCUGAAGACCAUUCCUCACCAGCCUCAGGUCCAGGUCAUUGGCAAUGGUUUUGUGCCGGAGUAUGAGGGACUGAAGAACAUCCAACUCAGACAUCCUCACCACCGCACAUUCCACGCCACCACCAUUCCUGACGAGGACGACCUGGACUUCACCCGCUACUACCGGUGGCACAUCGACGCCGCUCUAUACGGCCUCGCCCCGCCAGUCGUAACCACUCUCCUCGCCGUCAAGGUCCCCGGCGGCAGGCGCCAGAUCUGCCGCUACGACGACGGCACCGGCGACGAGAAGGACGUCCCGCUCGGCACGACCGCCUUCGCGAGCGGCUAUGAGAUGUUUGAGCGCCUGUCGCCCGAGGACCAGGAUUUCGCGCGCACCUCCAAGGUCGAGUACGCGCCGCACCCGUACAUCUGGAUGAGCGGCGCCAAGUCGCGGUCCGAUGGGCUGGGCCUCGUCUCCGAGGGCAAGGAGCUCCCCUUCGACCAGCUGCCAGAGAUCGACGAGGCCAAGAUCCAGGUCCUGCCGCUGUGCUGGCGCAACCCCGUCACCGGCAAGCUGGCCCUGCAGGUGCAUCCCUCUGCUGUGCGCAAGCUGCACCUCAAGGACGGCACUGUCAUUGAGGACCUGGCUGAGGUCCGGGAGAUCAUUCACCGCCUCCAGCGCCCCGGUAUUGCUCCUGGUUUGGUGUAUGCGCAUGACUGGCAGGAGGGCGACUUUGUCCUCUUCCACAACCGCGGUCUGCUGCACUCUGUUGUCGGUGCCUUUGCCGAGGACGAGGUCAGGCUAUUCCGCCAGUGCAAUGUUGCUGCUAGCCACCUCCCCGAGGGCCCUGCUGAGGUGGCACAGGAGGCCUAG